Aptenodytes forsteri (emperor penguin) is the source of this 748-nucleotide messenger RNA. RefSeq names its product nudix hydrolase 19 (gene NUDT19). NCBI's taxonomy places the organism in Eukaryota, Metazoa, Chordata, Aves, Sphenisciformes, Spheniscidae. The record is from RefSeq and is a predicted model, not a curated record. Gene Ontology annotation, molecular function: hydrolase activity, acting on acid anhydrides, in phosphorus-containing anhydrides. Gene Ontology annotation, cellular component: mitochondrion. The annotation marks the transcript as partial. The transcript has 3 exons.
GGCGGCGGGCGCUAUGACACGGCUUUCUACCUGUGCUGCCUGGAGAAGCGGCCGCCCCACACCUCGCAGGACGACCAAGAGGUGACAGCCUUCCUGUGGUCAUCACCUCCAGAAGCCAUAGAACGCUUUAAAUCUCAAGAAAUAUGGUUUGCUCCACCUCAGUUCUAUGAAUUGUGUAGGCUGUGCAACUUCUCUUCACUCCAUGAGUUACACAAGUUCAGCUCUGAUCGAGCUCUAGAGGGAUGUGAACGUUGGAUGCCUGUGAUGUUAACUGCUUCAGAUGGCUACAUUCAGCUAUUGCCAGGAGAUGAGUUAUAUCCAGAAGAUCCAGAUUAUACAGGAGAAAAGAAAAUAAUCAUGUCAACAGAUAAGAAGGUUGAAGAUCUCAUUAAAGAGGGUAGUGAAUUUCACAGGAUAGUAAUAAAAAACAUGAACAAUCUUGCUGUCUAUGUUAAUAUUCAAGCAAAAUAUAAACAUAGGAAUCCAUUGACGAUAAACUCUGAUUGUUCAGAUUACAGUAGCAGAUUAUAGUAUCUGUUUGGUUUAAAGCUAGAAUAUUUUUAAUUACAUACAUAUUCACUGUGGUUUUGGUCCUUUCUAACUGUUGCCAAAUAGUCAGGAAAAUAUUCCUUUGUCCUGCCAAAGCACUUUGUGUGCGUGUGGUUUGAGAUUUAGGUGUACCUAAUUUUUGAGUCUUUGAAACAGCACAGUUGUGCCAGUUACAAUGUUUAGAGGCUACUGAAAACAU